Ruditapes philippinarum (Manila clam) is the source of this 1194-nucleotide messenger RNA. Its product is annotated as transcriptional regulatory protein AlgP-like. NCBI's taxonomy places the organism in Eukaryota, Metazoa, Mollusca, Bivalvia, Venerida, Veneridae. The record is from RefSeq and is a predicted model, not a curated record. The coding region runs from base 118 to 999 and encodes 293 amino acids. The transcript has 4 exons.
UUGCCUUGCAAAAAGCCGACAAAAUGUUGGAAGCACCAAUGCGUGUAUUUGACCGGUACUUAAGCUGGGAAUGCUGCAAGAUGCGAGCAUUCCGUGCGUACAUUUGAUGGUCAAAACAUGAAAGGAUUUUUGUAUCUUUGUCUAAUAGUGAUAGUAACAGUUGAAACUGUUAGAUCACAAGGUCCUCCGACAAGAACAAGGAAAGGAAAACGUCCAUCACGUCCAAAUGACAACCCUGACUUUGGUUUGCCAUCAGGGGCUGACAUACCUGACGGCCGCCGUAUGAGACCAGCCGCUCCUCCUGCAGCAAAAUCUGCCGCAAGACCAGCAGCAAGACCUGCCGGCAGGGCAGCACCUCCUCCUGUCGGAAGACCAGCACCUCCUCCUGUCGGCAGACCAGCACCUCCUCCCGCAGCUAGACCCGCCGCAAGACCCGCUGCAAGAAAAGCAGCUAGACCCGCCGCUAGACCAGCUGCAGGACCAGCAUAUGUUACCCGUACACGAUCAGGCGCACCACCACCGGCUGCACGUCGUUUCAAUGACAACCCUGACAUCAAUCUUCCAAACAGCAGAGACUGGCCUGAUGCAAGAAGAUACGUGCCACAACCAGCUGCACCUGCCCCAGUUUUCUCAUAUGCCCCAGUUGCCCCCGCUGUCCCCGCUGCCCCAGUACAGGAUUGCGACUACUAUUGUCAAUUUGACCCAGUCAAACCAGUUUGCACCAUCUACGGAAACGAAUAUGACAACGACUGCUACAGAAAAUGCCGAAAUGAACCACGUGACUGUGAAAACGCUUGUCCAUGUGACGGAUCUGGACCCGAGCCAGCCGCACCAGCACCAGUUGUUCCAGCUAACCCAUGGGCCGGACCAUGCGAUUAUUGUAAUGCUGAAGAAUAUAGCCCAGUAUGUGUUGACAACGAGGAAAACCUUCCAAACGAAUGUUUUGCAAUGUGCGAGGGCAAGACAGUUACUUGUACAUCAUCGUGUCCAUGUAAUUAAGGGGGAGAGGGAAGAACAAGAGAGAUUAUAAGUCGAGAGUUACGUCACACUAUCAAAUGACGUCAUACUACAUGCCAGUAGCAUUUCACAUUUUGUGUCUAGAGCUUGUUUUGGGAUAUCUGAAUUUUCCCACUUUGUUGUUAGUUAUUGUCAUAUAUAUGAACAUCACAGAAAAUUAAAGGUUGCGAAAACUGA